Messenger RNA from Zootoca vivipara (common lizard), 4803 nucleotides. RefSeq names its product carnitine O-acetyltransferase (gene CRAT). The record is from RefSeq and is a predicted model, not a curated record. Gene Ontology annotation, cellular component: peroxisome. Gene Ontology annotation, biological process: carnitine metabolic process, CoA-linked. Lineage: Eukaryota; Metazoa; Chordata; Lepidosauria; Squamata; Lacertidae. Gene Ontology annotation, molecular function: carnitine O-acetyltransferase activity.
AAAGAUGGCUGCUUGCUAGCUCCUCCCCACAGCAGCUGCAAAUUCUUGUUGCAGCCGCGGUGGUAGGUGCCUCUUGCUGGGCUACCGAAGUUGCACUCUAAAGCUCCCUGCCCUCUGCUCUCUCCAAGGCCAAUAGCUCGGGACUUUGGCCUCUAGGCAGAGCCUCGACUCUUAAGCAGAAAAAAGGGGGUGGUGCAAACUUGUAGAGUGCAAUGCUUGCCUUCCUAGCGAGGAACAUGGCAAAGCCAUCAGGUUUGCUGAGGCCAGUAGCACUUAGGAAACUUCCGGGCCGGUACCUCGCCCACCAGGAGGGCUUGCCUCACCUCCCCAUCCCACCUCUCCAGCAGACAUUGGACCGCUACUUGUCUGCACUCCAACCCAUCAUCAGUGAGGAGGAACUCGGCCACACCAGGGAGCUGGUGCAAGAUUUCCUGAAACAGGGCGGUGUUGGGGAGAGGCUGCAGAAAGGACUGGAGAGAAGAGCCCGGAAACAUGAAAACUGGCUUUCAGACUGGUGGCUGAAAACCGCAUAUCUAGAGUAUCGGCUGCCUGUGGUGGUACAUUCCAGUCCAGGAGUAGUUUUGCCCAAACAAGAUUUUCAGGAUCGGCAAGGGCAACUAAGGUUUGCUGCGAAGCUGAUCGAGGGGGCUUUGGACUUCAAAACCAUGAUUGACAACGAGACACUUCCUGUGGAAUACCUGGGUGGGAAACCCCUCUGCAUGAACCAAUACUACCAAAUCCUCUCUUCCUGCCGUAUCCCCGGCCCCAAACGGGACUCUGUUGUGAAUUACGCAAAGGGAAAGAAGCCUUCAACGCAUAUCACUGUAGUCCACAACUUCCAGUUCUUUGAGCUGGAUGUCUACAGCAGCGACGGCAGCCCCCUGACAACUGACCAGAUUUUUAUUCAGCUGGAGAAGAUCUGGAACACCUCCCUCCAAACCAACAAGGAGCCGAUUGGGAUCCUGACCACCAACCAUCGCAACAGCUGGGCCAAGGCCUACCAUAACCUCAUCAAGGACAAAACCAACAAAGAGUCUGUGCGUUCAAUUGAAAAGAGCAUCUUCACUGUCUGCCUCGAUGCACCAAUGCCCCGUGUCUCGGACGAUAUCUACAGGAGCCGUGUGGCUGCCCAGAUGUUGCACGGUGGGGGCAGUCGCUGGAACAGUGGGAACCGCUGGUUUGAUAAAACGCUUCAGUUUAUUGUGGCCGAGGAUGGCUCCUGUGGUUUGGUGUACGAACAUGCCUCCUCAGAGGGUCCCCCUAUUGUCACCCUACUAGAUCAUGUUGUGAACUAUACAAAGAAACCAGAAUUGGUGAGAUCUCCCAUGGUCCCCUUGCCAAUGCCUAAGAAACUCCGGUUUAACAUCACCCCGGAAGUGAAGAAUGAUAUCGAGAAAGCGAAACAGAACCUUAACAUCAUGGUGCAAGACUUGGAUAUCAGUGCAAUUGUCUUCCAUCAGUUUGGGAAGAAUUUCCCCAAGUCGGAGAAGAUCAGUCCAGAUGCUUUUAUCCAGAUGGCUUUGCAGCUGGCUUACUACAGGAUGUAUGGGGAGGCCUGUUCCACCUAUGAGAGUGCCUCACUCCGGAUGUUCCGCCUGGGCCGGACAGACACGAUCCGUUCUGCCUCAGUAGAUUCUCUCAAGUUUGUGGAGGCCAUGGAUGAUUCUGGCAAGCAGGACCCGGAGAAGGUGGAACUACUGAGACAAGCCACCCAGGCUCAUCGUGCCUACACUGACAGGGCAAUUAGAGGGGACGCAAUAGAUCGCCACCUCCUGGGGCUGAAGCUCCAGGCCAUUGAGGACCUUGUCAGCAUGCCCGAACUGUUUAUGGAUACUGCAUACGCUGUUGCCAUGCACUUCAAGCUCUCCACCAGCCAGGUCCCCGCGAAGACCGACUGUGUAAUGUGUUUCGGCCCAGUGGUCCCAGACGGCUAUGGGAUCUGCUACAACCCCAUGGACGACCACAUCAACUUUGCCAUCUCGGCCUUCAACAGCUGCGCCGAAACGAAUGCAGCCCGGAUGGCACAUUACCUGGAGAAGGCCCUCUUGGACAUGCAGCUGCUCCUCAAAUCGAACCCCAAGUCUAAACUUUAAAGGUGGGGGGAGUUGCAGUUUAAAGCCUUGGAGGCUCCAAAAUCCAGACCGUUGCACAAAGGCUUCAGCUGCAGGGAGUGUUUUACAUCCCAUUUCUCCAUGGAGUGAGGCCUGUUUGUGGUUCUAGGACUGCUAGGCCAAAAAACAAACAGACAAAAGCUAAAAUAAAAAUACGUUUGCUGGUUGUUGUUUUUAAAAAAGAGCUUGGAACAGACAGACUUUCUCCUGUGGUCAUGAAGUGCCUUACUGCUUCCCCAGAAUUGGGGGGAUAGGUUUUUCUUCUUGUCAGACCUGUGUUUUGUUUUUGCUGUGAAAACAAGAAUAUUGGGAUGGCAGCCUGCUUCCCACCUCAAACAAGUCCAGAGGGCAGGCGGGGAAUUCCUGCUUCCCUGUAGACUAGGGGUAGUCAACCUUUCUUGAUGGUAAAAUUUCCUUACCGCCCACCAGUGCUCGAUGGAAGGAGGAUUCAGCUUGUGCUGUAGAACCCCCCUCCCGCCCACCUAGAAUCCUGAAACGCCCACUAGUGGGUGGUUAGGACCAGGUUGGCAACCCUUGCUGUAGACACUGAGAAGGAACUGAAAUUAACUUGAGGCCGCCUCUGGAUCUGUCGCCAGCUGCAUUUCCUUAUGGCCUCUUCAUAGAAUUAUAGUUGAAAGGCUCAUCCUUGGGUUCGGUCCAGCAGUUCUGUGCCAAUCCUGUGUGCUUGGGGUGGUUUGCUUUAUGAUGGGAGUGGUGGGCUUCUCAAACCAAGGAAAUAUGGUGGCCUUUCCACUUUGCUGCUAGCUUGGAGAGGGGGUAACUUUAUCUGUUUUCUAUACCCUCAACACCACCCACAGCUCAGAUCUCCGUUUUAUGUUUGGUUGGUUUUUUUUAUAUCCUUGUGUGUUUGGGGAAUCCACCAGGAUGGGAACCCCCCCUGCUGCAACAGGUUCCUAUCCCCUGCAGAUCCACCCAUUUUAUUGUUUGAUAAUAAUGCACUCUUUGUUGUUGAAGAAGUAGGUGUUCUGGUCAUUUUCACUGUAGAUUGCUGCCACCCCACCCCACCUGACACAGAAGUAUGUGAACAUCAAGCAGUCUAAAGUAUUUGAUGGGUCUUGGAAAAUCUACGAAAAACUGGUGAGAAGUUGAGUAGUGGGGGAGAAGGGAUAGCGCCUGGCUAGAAGUGAGAAUGUGUCCGGGGGGGGGGGGAGGCUCUCCAACCACCCUGUUCUAUCCUCUCUCUUUUUGGAAACUCUUGAUACUAUGGCUCAAGGCUGGGAAACAUGCAGCCCUCCAGAUGACUCGUAGCACCUUAGAGACGAAAAAGUUUCAUUAUAAUAAGAGAUUUUUGUGGGCUGUGGUCCAUUUCAACUGCAGAAGAUGCAAGUUGGCGAGCAUUAUGUACCCAUUUGCACACAAACUGCAAGCGCCCGCUUUCCAGUUCAGUCUUCCCCUGCAUCUGAUGGAAUUGUGUGGUCCAGGAAGCUUAUCCAAAAAUAAAUAUGUUAAAUUUGUAAAUGCUGCGGUGACUUUUGUGGUUGUUCCUUGAUCUCUCAAAUCUGGCUCAGGUGUGGAAUUGGCACCAAACUUUUUGCCUUGGUAAGAUUUUUAGAACAGGCAUGAGUAACCUGUGACCCUUUGGGUGUUUUUGGACUCCCAUCAGGCUCGGCCAGCGUGGCCAGGGGUGAUGGGAGUUGAAAGUCCCAGCAUCGGGGGGGGGGGGGCACUUCCAGGUUGCCCAUCCCUGUUUUUAAAGGCAAAACAGCAAGGCCAAACACAGGCCAUGUGCCAAGUUCUGAAUAAAUUCCUAACACUUUGGGCAUGAGAAAAGAAACAUUAGAGGCAGCAGCACAGAGUUGUGCUCUUAAAGGCUUAAGCCCACUCAAGUCUUUACUGGAUUUGUGCCAAAGAGAUCUGGGUUGUUUUCCUUAUAGAAUACCAUUUUCUGCUGUCAUAUGUUCAGAAGGUAUCUUGGCAGUCAUGAGGACUAGCCACUGGCUUUUAUGGAGGUUGAGAUUAAAGGAAAUCCUUGUUUUACAAGUGCCUUAUAUUGCCCACUCCUGGGGACAAAGGGAGAUUGUGUUAAAAAUAAUCUGAAUGUAAGACUGUUUACAUGUUGCGAUGUGUUUCCCAUUUUAAAUUGUAUUUGGUAUGUUUGUGGUUUUAAGUUUUAACCUCAUCGCUUCUUUGAAGCUUACAGUGCCCAGAUUCAUGUGUUAAUAUAUUUUUUUUUAAAAAAACACAACCCUGAUAUUUAUACAUCAGUGUUCUAUGUAAAUUUUUUGAAAGUGGAGAGCAUGAACAGAGAAGUCUAGGGUUCGAAUCUUACCUUAGCUGUGAACACCCCUGCAAUGUUAGUACAGACCUACCUGAUGGGUUGUUUGUUUCUAAGGAUUGUCGAGAUGUACUUUGAGCUCUCAAGAGUUAAACAAAUACAUUUUGAACUGCCAAACUAUUUAAUGUAUGCUGGUUACCUAUCAUUUAUGGUAUUAAAAAGAUAAAAUCUUCAUUGCCCAAGCUGUUCAGCAGCAGCUUCUAGCAUACUGGAAUGUUAGAACAGGUGCUCUUUCAAAGCACUGCAGAAUCUUUGGUGCAUGUAAUUUUAUAAUGUUUCUGAUGAAUGUUUGCAUGAUCUGCUUGUAAAUUGUAAUAUAUGUAUGUAUGGGCAUAAAAACGCUCACUAGUAUUGUGUGUAAACUUAACCCAAUUAAAACUGAAAUUUUAAGCUGUU